Molecule: messenger RNA, 2938 nt
Organism: Nematostella vectensis (starlet sea anemone)
Lineage: Eukaryota; Metazoa; Cnidaria; Anthozoa; Actiniaria; Edwardsiidae
Product: E3 ubiquitin-protein ligase pellino homolog 2
Exons: 11
Coding region: 151-1485 (444 amino acids)
Biological process (GO): regulation of Toll signaling pathway; protein polyubiquitination
Molecular function (GO): ubiquitin protein ligase activity; protein binding
Source: RefSeq, a predicted model, not a curated record
CUACCCCGGUGGGGAGAUCGCUCAAGCGUAGACUAGUUUAGACUUGCCCGAGAGACACAACGAGUUCGGCGCUAUGUCCGCCGCCACUCUUCUCGAACUAAAAAAGGUACAAAUUUAGUGGCUUGCACACUUUGACAAGCAAUAUACAGAAUGCCGGGGACUGAGCAUGGGAGUAAUAGCACAUCAAUUGGCGUCAUAAGCAAAAAGAUAGAGGAAAUUCUUGAUAGCCGUGAUGCGGCUUACCAUGGCUCCCCAUCUUCAUCCACUGAGCCCCUCACCUACGGCAUGCUUGUUGUUCUUGGAUACAAUGGAGCCCCUCCCCAAGGCAACCAAGAACGCAGGAAAAGCAGCUACUUGUUGCAAAAGAAGUCUCUAGCUUCGGGUGUUAAGCCAUUCAAGCAGCACCUGGCAUCUUCACAGACAGGCAUGCAGGUGGUACACUCCAACCAAGCCCAUAGUGUCUCUUACACUCUUGCUCGUGGCCCAUCUGUAGUGGUGGAGUAUUGUAGAGAUAACAAAACAGAUAUGUUUCAGAUUGGCAGGUCAUCUGACAGCAAAAUAGACUUUGUAGUAAUGGAUACAGUACCAGGAGUCAAGGACGGCGCAGUGCAGCCAAACCCUCAGAAGAGCACUAUAUCACGAUACGCCUGCCGUAUUACAGUCGACAGACAUCCACCGUACACUGCAAGGGUAUUUGCAGCUGGGUUUGACAAAUCAAACAAUAUAUUUCUAGGGGAGAAAGCUCCAAAGUGGAAGAACGAAGACGACAUGAUGGACGGCCUGACGACCAAUGGGGUGUUACUCAUGAAUCCACGGGGUGGACCAAACUGUCCGCCAGGGAUAUGGAGGGAAAUAUCCGUGUGUGGUCACGUGUAUGGAUUGCGUGACACUCGUUCUGCUCCUGAGAAAGGCAAGACGGUUCAGAAUGAGUCUAAUGUGUUGUUCGACGGAUCGCUCAUCGACUUGUGUGGAGCAGUACUUAUGUGGCGAUCUGCGGACGCGAUUCCCACCAUGCCAACUGAAGGGAUGAUCGACGCCAUGCGGCGAAGACUAAACAUGAUGCGCUUACAGUGUCCUGUUGGUCUCAAUACACUAGUAUUCUCCGGUGCUUCUCAGACGGCCGAGGCAUCACGGCAGCCGCAUGUGUACAUCAAAUGUGGUCAUGUCCAUGGUUUACACGGCUGGCAUGGACCGGACAGCAGUACAGACGUGACGGAAUCCCGGACGUGUCCGAUAUGUCUACAGGUUAGCAACUACGUGCCGCUUCAGAUAGGUAAGGAAAGGGCGUUCUUCGUGGGAGAGAUUGUCUCAAGUCAUGCCUUUGUGCCGUGUGGUCAUGUCUGCUCGGAGGAAACCGUCAGGUUCUGGUCCAAGAUCCCUAUCCCACAUGGUUGCGACGCGUUUCAGGCAAUCUGUCCCUUCUGUUCCUUACCCCUGGAGGGCGAGGAUGGAUUUGUCAAAUUAAUCUUCAGCACAGAACAAUAGGGAGCGAGUAUAGUAAAUAUUAGAUAUAUAAAUCUAAUAUAUAUAAAUAUUUAUUUGAUGUAAAAACACAAUGUCAUUUUUAAAGCUGCUUGAUAUAAAAACAACAUAAUUAAGUGCAAACACGAAAAUGUACCGAGUACCGAACACACAAACUCGCGUGGAAAACGAGAGUGCUGCGAAUGCUACUUCGAGAUACACCGAGUACAACAAGAAGACGCUCCGAAUGCAACACCGACGUCUUAGUACAACACGAAGAAUGAGACAAACAUGUUUCUAGAAGCAAUAAUUAAAAUCUUUGGAACUGGAGACCUAGUGGUAUGAAUGAGAAAAUAUACUGAAUCUUAAUUUAUAAAAAGAACUCAAUUUAUAGUGUAAAGGCUAUAAGAAGAAAUCCCUCUACCAGCUAUAAAACAGGCGAAUUCAAAGCCAAAACAUUUCUGAAUAAAGCAAAGUCUAAAUAAUUGAAUUUGUUAGGCUAAAUGCGAGCUAAUGUGUCAUGUUGUGAAUUUUGCACUGCUAGCUCUUGCGCUGGCCUAUGUGCACGAGCCAACACGCUAACGCAACGAAACAAAUUCUGUACUUUUAUGAACAGGUUUUUUCUCGCGUUAUCCCCAAUGUGUCUUUAUUUUGUUCUUAAAAAUUUGUCUGCGCGAUAACUCCGUUCUCAGUUGUCACAAAAUCUCAACUGAUCCGAUACUUACGACAAUUCAAGCAAAAAUAAAAACCUUAAACAGAGUAAUACAACUUUACACACAAUGAUACAAUUUGUGCGGCUCUGGUUCAGGCAAAAAAAAAAAAAAAGAAAACACGGAACACUGCCAGCUCAUGUGACCUGAAAUGACGCGAAACGCUUAGCAUCGCGAGGGAUUGGGGCUACUACCUAUAGCUACAUUCAGCAUUCGAUCGUUGAUCGAGACAAUUGCGUAUAAUAAGCUUUUUAACGAAGAAGGUACCUGGUAGUUAUUACUGACGACUAUCAAAUGGCGCGCUUAUCGUUUGAGAAGCUGAUAAUAAUCCAACGCAGUAUUUUAUUAGAUUUCGGCGGUCUAUUCCAAGGCAUUAACAACUGAAAUGAGCCAUAUGUGUAAUCGCAGAAGGCAAUGAAAUAGUGUGUGAAGCGUCGAGCUCAAGGUGGCUGCAAUAAACCCAUGAAAAAAUACAGGAUUAAAUUAUAGUAAUGAAAAUAGCUUAUGAAUGUGUCGUAGGAUGUAGGAGACAGAUUUUAUUUCUAAAAAUUCUAAGAUGACAUAUACCUUUAAUGCUCUUGCUUGGAAAUUUUCUUGUGCCGUGCAUACAAAAACGGCGACAAAUGUUUGCUUGAUUAUAAAAGCUAUUUUAGUCCCAUCGCGUUUCCUUAACAGGAAAUGUUUUACAGGAAACUGUAAUUUUACUGUAGAAAGUAAGAUUGGAUUGUGAAUUAUAAAAAGAAAUAAACAAGACAUGAAAGCUUGGA